CCGUAUUGCAUUUCCAAAGGCUCGAUCAUUAUUGAUAAUCACUGCCUGGCGAACUCGUAACAUAUCCUUUCUACAUGCCAGAGAAUUCCCAAUGACCAUGUCUGCGUACUGCAAUCGGUGUGAUGUGGCUUUCUUCCAGGUCACCGAAACGAUCCGCUAACUCUUCUCCUUCUUCACCACGUCGAACCUCCGCCAAUACCUCUCAGACAACAUCGACGUCCCCCGGGUCUACGCUCGCCGAAGUACUGCGCAAGAACCCCUUCCGUGCCGGCUCUCGAGAGUCACUCCCUCGUCAGGAUGAAGACGACCCUUCCAUCGCCCUAAAUCGUGACUUGGCCGUCCUCGCCGACUUCUUCCCCGAUGUCAAGCUCGAAGUGCUCCGCGAAUUGCUCGUCCGUUUUGACGGGGACAGUAGGUUGCCGAUAUGCACGGAGCAAAUGAUCAAGUAUAAAGUGGAGUGGACCAGAGGACGAAUGAAUAUCCCACCGAGAACGUCUGAGGAUUCCAUCUCCGUUGAAGAACAGUUCAGGUCGAGGGACUAUGUGGACGCCGUCAAAUUGACGCUAGGGCGCGAGUUCAGCGGCUUGAGCAGAAGUGCCAUCGACGCGGUUCUGGCCGAGGUCAACUGCUCUUAUACACUGGCACGGCCGACACUACAAGCGAUCGCGAGCAGGUCAUGGCGGAAUACAUUUGCAAGUCUGUUCAAGAAGAAAAAGCCUCAGAACGAGGCCCCGUCGAUUUUGCUAGAAAGAGCAAAAACGGCCACGAGCCCGGGGAAGUUGUUAAGCACUGGGAGUCAAGAGCUUGACCAAGAACUUUCCGCUCUAUUCACAGGCGGCGUGCAGGCGGCUGAGAAGACCCAUCAGCAGACUAUCGACCUCGAACUUGCGCAGGCGCUUAAUCUGAAAGAGGCCGAGGAGGCUGGUGCCAUCUAUGAAUGCCAGGUCUGCUACAACGAUGUUCCUUUCGAGGACGUCUCGGCGUGCACAGAUUCCGGCCAUACUAUCUGUCUCGAUUGUGUUCGAAGAACUCUCCAUGAAGCGAUCUUUGGACAAGGCUGGGCUAAAUCGGUCGAAGUGGAGCGAGGCACGCUAAAGUGUCUAGCAACUGACUCAUGUGACGGUUAUAUCCCUCAGGAACUUGUUGAGCGAGCCAUUCUACGCGGGAAAUCCGGCAAGGAAACCUGGACCAGGUUUGAAGAUCGUCUGAUCGAAGACAAUUUACAAAAGUCAGCUUUGCCCAUCAUCCGCUGUCCUUUCUGUUCCUACGCCGAAGCCAUGCAGGUCUACGACCGCAACUCUGCUGCGGACCUGACGUGGCACUUCCGCAGACCCACGGGGAUCAACAUCUUUGUCUUUAUCAUGCUCCUCGAGCUCAUGCCCUCCAUCAUCUGCAUUGUCCUCCCCUUCUUAAUCAUAUUUCCGUGCUACUUCCUCGCGCUGUUCUACACCGCCUUGGGGCACGCUGCGUCUAGGAGACGUACUUCACGGUUCAUAUGUCGACGACCGUCCUGUUCACGGAAAUCGUGUUUGAAAUGUCUCAAACCCUGGCACGAUCCGCACGUGUGCCACGAACCGUUGAUCCUCUCUCUGCGGAAGACGGUCGAGGCCGCCCGCACCGCGGCGGUGAAGCGGACCUGCCCCCGUUGCGGGACGAGCUUCGUCAAGUCCUCCGGCUGCAACAAGUUGACGUGCGUGUGCGGGUACAGCAUGUGCUACCUGUGUCGGAAGAACAUUGGCAAGUCGGGGGACAACACGGAAGGGGGUGAGGGUUACCGGCAUUUCUGCGAGCACUUCCGCCCGACGCCGGGCAUGAAGUGCAGCGAGUGUGACAAGUGCGAUCUGUACCGGGCCGAGGACGAGGACGCGCAGGUCAAGAGCGCCGGCGAGGAGGCGGAGCGGCAGUGGAGAGAAAGGGAGGGCAUGGUCGGAGUCAGGGGUCUCGAGGACGCCGUCGGCAACGUCGCAGGCGAAGACACGAUCUGGCGACGCUUCUGGGACGGGAGGUGGACGAUCCAAGGCGCCGUCGACGCCGCGGUCGAGCAAUGUGUUUUCGUCGAUAUCGAAUGAACCUCUGAGCGUUUUGCAAGCAAACAAAUGAGGCGCGCUUUGGCAAAGGAUGUGUGUUUGUGUGGUGUGUUUUUAUGUUGGUGGUUUCCAAAAAUGACGGCAAAGGUGAUAGUAGACAUGGGAUAGGAACUGGAACCCUUUUGAUACCCAGGUGGCAAGUUUGCUUUAGUACGGAUGAAGAAGAAGAAAUGCAUUAUGAGCCGUUUGAUUGAUCAUACACACUGCGCCUUCCCCUUCCAUCCUUCCAACAUUUGGGUAUGUCAAUCCGUGGAAAUAACGAGGCCGUCAGAGACAGGCAUCUGCCUCAACCAAGGUCGACGAAUGAUGGCACCAGUGUGAUCGAAAGCACGCCGUCAAAACAAAGAGCAAGUUCAAGGUCACGAUCAUUCUUGAUUGAUCUCACUUCUUCCAUCUCAGAUCUUCAUCUCGAAAUAUGAAUCUCGAAGUCAAGACGGGAGAAAAACUCCCACUGACGACUUAUCCGAGUCUCAACAAAACAGAGCGUGUCUUCGCUUUCGCUGCUGAAGACGGUGGAGCCAUGAGUAUCAGUGUCGCAUUUCUCAUCUCAUGACGAGCACUGUCUUCUCCCUGCACCAGAUGUCAUGGCAACGUUGAAACACCAGUCUAUCCAAUAUUUAAACACAUCAGUAUGGCAUGAGUCAGCCCGAGCAUAGCUGACACUUCAUUGUGAUGGAGUGUACGUCGUCCUGCGUGGAUACCUUCAGGCUCAUCCGCUUCAUUGGAACCAGAUGCUUACAACCUCUCAAGUGCAGCUCGUCAUUGAGGUCGUCAACGGCUCUCGUGAUGCUCAUCUUCCGCUUAUUGACCUCCACCGAGACAGCCCAAAGGUGGGGAUUGUACUCUUCAACGACAGCUGCCGUCUUUUCUCGCCGAGCAAGGAGACCACAAUUCUCAAUGCACAAGCAAGUGACUUGGAAUCUGAGAUCCUUGUCAUCUUCCCUUGUAGACUCGUAAACGACGCGCAAGGGCUCUUCAAAUCCAUCCAUCCCGUA
This is a messenger RNA of Exophiala oligosperma, 3082 nucleotides long. RefSeq lists its product as uncharacterized. The record is from RefSeq and is a predicted model, not a curated record. Lineage: Eukaryota; Fungi; Ascomycota; Eurotiomycetes; Chaetothyriales; Herpotrichiellaceae. The transcript has a single exon. Gene Ontology annotation, molecular function: zinc ion binding. Bases 123 to 2069 code for a protein of 648 amino acids.